AUUCUGUUUCUUGCAUUGGGUGCGUUUCCUGCGCUACUGGUGCUUUCCGCGUUGCACAAUUAGACGCAAGAUAAUGGCGUUGUUUCUAUAGGAAGAUAUAUAAAACCUGCCUCAACGUGUUUUUGCAAAGUAGGCAUAACGAGAAGAGCAUUUUCUGUCGUUCAAGAUGACUAUUGGAGAGCCUGCUUUCCCCUACUUCACAUGGGGCUGUGCAGAGGAUCUGGAAGGAAGACUCAAGAAAUCUCUUUAUCAUGGUGGAAAAGACGAUUGUAUGCCUGCUGCUUCCCCAGUUGCUCUAUCAGACCUAGCAAUGUCAAUUUAUAUUGCUGCUGCACCAUCUCCUAAAAGGAAGCUUAGUCCUGGAUAUAUUGGAUCAUUGUCGAGGCGGUUGGCAAUAAACCCUUGUACCAUGAUUCUUGGAAUUCUUUACUGUGAGAGACUUCGCCAAAUCAAUCCAGAGUAUUUAAACAAGAUAUCAUCAUCUGACCUUUUUGUUGUUUCUCUUGUGGUUGCUUCAAAAUUUUUAAAUGAUGAAGGAGAAGAUGAUGAAAUAUUUAACGAUGAAUGGGCAGAAGCAGGUGGUUUAGGGGUCAGCACUGUUAAUCGGUUGGAAAGAGAGUUUUUGGACGCCAUGCAAUGGAAGGCUUAUGUCAGCCCAAAAGAGUUCUUAAAGUUCUGUAAUCGUCUUGAAACAAGUAUUGCUUUAAAACAUGGUCUACACAGAGGAUGGUUUUCUUACACUGAUUUGUCAAACAUACUGGCCCAGAUUCAUUUCAUUCAAGCUGCCAAGUUAUCUAUGCAUAAAUUGAUGCAGGUUCUGCUUGGCUGCACUGUGAUGUAUAGUCUCUCUGUGAGUGUCUUGGUUGGAACAAUUUUCUGUGUCAGUGCUGCAACAAAGAUCAGAUGUUUGGAAAGAACCACAUCCUUGUCUAAUAUGAAGUCUGAUGUUUUGCACCCAUUUGCAGAUCGAGAAAUAACAAGAAUUCGUCAGAGAACACAUUGUCAAGAUUUGGGUGACAACAUAUUAAGUGAGAGCAGAUGCAAAUGUCCCUUAAACACAGAACGGGAUUCACAGCAACCAAAAGGAAAUGUCACUUUGAGUAGCUGUUGUCCAAAAUGUCUCCAGAGAGAAAAUCGUGAUUUUGGAUUUCACAAUUCCCUUUCUCUAAAAUCCUCUGAACUGACAAAUCCUGUUGAUCAAACCAGAACAUAUUCUCUCUCUGAUCUGCAACCUCCUGACCCUGAAACACUUCAGACAGCUAAACAAAUCAGACCAUCCUCAAAGAAAGUCACACUGCUCUCUUUUUUCCCUGAUGUUCGCCAUGAUGAUGGCAAAGCAAACUGUGCAUCAAAAUCUACAAACUUUUUGCAUGAAUUCUCUGUUGGAAAUUAUUUGCAACAGAUUCUCGGUUGGAAACUGUCUUUCAAAGAAACUGGUCUGAACAACUCUUUGCUUCCAAACAACAAGGUUUUUUCAAUAACUGAUGAACUGCUCUUAAAUGCAAAGCUCUCUCUUAUGUCAACAAAGGUUACUGCAUAAUGUCAUUAAACAUUUUAUACUUGAUCAUUUUUGUAUGUUAUUAACAUUUUCUGCUGUAUGCAACUUGCUUGUGCCCUUCUUCCCUGAUUAUUUGAAUAAAGGCAUCCUUUAUUUCUACUGAUUAUGAAUGUCACUAGUGCCCUACCCAGUGCUCUUUCUGUCCAAAUCUUUCUAUAAGAUUUCAUUUUAUGUCUUAUAGAUUUGGUUGAAUUUGUUCCUUGCUGUUAAAUUUAGCAUUUAAAGUUCACAAUUCGUAUAAGCAUUUGUUUGUUUUCACAAUUUGUUUAUUAUUUGCACUUGGUGAAGUUUAUAGAGGGAAGUAACCUAAGUAUCUUGCUGCAGACCAUUUAAAAACUAAGUUGGAAGUUUGAAGAAGGGGAAUCCAUUGAAUCCUAUCUAGCAAUGAAGCAUGGGAUAUUAGGAAAUGUUACUUUGUUCUGUUGGUUUGGUCUUUUUUAUAUUUGCCUGUAUUUUCAAGUUGACGUUAGUUCUUGUAAGGAAUUUGGUUUGUUUUUUGAUAUUCAUUACUAAUGACUGCUCAGAUAUUCAGUAUGAUAGUAUUGUGUUUAACUAAUGUUUGAUAUUUACUAAUUCUUAUACAUUUAAUCUUCCUUAUUGGUCAUUGUAUUAGAGGUAAUUUGAGUUGAUAAACUUAAAAUUACCAGAAAGAAGUCCCGCAACCGAAAUCAUUUUCAGUGACUCAUGUUUCUACAAACAGUUUCUUGUUUAUUUUAGCAUAGAUGA
Messenger RNA from Rhopilema esculentum, 2284 nucleotides. Its product is annotated as protein CNPPD1. Gene Ontology annotation, molecular function: cyclin-dependent protein serine/threonine kinase regulator activity; protein kinase binding. The record is from RefSeq and is a predicted model, not a curated record. Gene Ontology annotation, cellular component: cyclin-dependent protein kinase holoenzyme complex; nucleus. Gene Ontology annotation, biological process: regulation of cyclin-dependent protein serine/threonine kinase activity. NCBI's taxonomy places the organism in Eukaryota, Metazoa, Cnidaria, Scyphozoa, Rhizostomeae, Rhizostomatidae.